Molecule: messenger RNA, 4278 nt
Organism: Camellia sinensis
Lineage: Eukaryota; Viridiplantae; Streptophyta; Magnoliopsida; Ericales; Theaceae
Gene: PHO2
Product: phosphate 2
Molecular function (GO): ubiquitin conjugating enzyme activity
Source: RefSeq, a predicted model, not a curated record
AUCUAAUUGGAUAUCAAGCCAAAAAAAGCACUCAAAACCAACCUCCAACGUUCGAGAGAGAAAGAGAGAAAGAGAGAGAAACCAAAUUCAACAGUGAGAGAGAGAGAGAGAGAGAGAGAGAGAGAAGGGAAGAGAAGAGAAGAGAAGAGGCAUGUUUGGGAGGCUCGGUUAUGGCGUGAUGGAAGGGAUUUGGGGAGGAACUUGGCCUCUCUGAAUUCCCAGUCUCUCUUUUCUUUUCUAGCUUUUCCAUCUAUUUUCUCUGCGAGGAAAGUGAUAGAAAGUGCGGGAAAGUGGAAGAAAACAGGAGGGGCCACUGAAUUUCAUCAAUUCAAGUUCUGGGUUCUGUUCAUUUGAUCAGAUUAUGGUCUCUUGGGUGGUUUUCUAGUGCUGGUUCUGUUACAGGUUCUAUGUUCAUCACAAAGUGGGCAUAGAAGCUGUCUUGACUUUUGGAAAAUAAAGCUGGCUCUAAGAUAGCUUGGUUUCUUUGGGUCAUGUCAGAAGAUUCAUUUCUUCAAUUUGCUUUUUCUAUUGGAUGGCUUGAACUUCCUCUUCUUAAUCCUUGCUUCCUGUUGUCUGAUUGUACUUAGCGAGGCAAAUCUAUCUCCUUUGGCAGUGAACAAACCUGACCGAAACUUUGGCUUCGUUCAGGGCAAAUCUCCUUUGGCAAUAUCAAAUUGGCUUCUGAAAGGGAAAAGAAAAAAGAAAAUUCUCUUGGACAAUUUGGCAAUAUAUACAUUGAUAUUCGUAGAUCCGGCUCUUUUGGGCAAAUAUCCUUUGGCAUUACUUACAAGUUUCUCUAGCUAGGCAGUGCUGCGUUGGCAGUUUUGGAAGGUCUUAUCCAUUGUUGGGAAGUUAUCAUUUGUUUGGUUUGCUUGAAACUCCAACCUGGCUAUUUGGUAGAUCUUCUCUGCUGCACAAUUUCUUUAUCUAGGGAUUUUCACUGCAACGUGUUGGGAAAAUCUCAUUUGGCUGUUCCUUCUAGCAGAAACUUCAGUCCAUUUGUUGGGCAAAUCUCCUUUGGCAAUUGGGAGUCAAGUAGACUACCCCCUUAGCUCUAUUUGGGCAAAUCUCCUUUGGCAUCACAUCUCCAUUUUUUGGAGGUACUAUCUUAGGUCUCUGCAUCGCAAGAUCAGAUUGAUCUAAAGAUACAUAUCUAUUUUUGAAGAUUUACAGUGAUACUUAUCAUAUCAUCAUUUGGUAUCAACAACAAGAGCAGAUCCUUACUACAAUACAUCUGUCUCAAAAUAACGUUUGGACCAACAGAGGACAUGGAGUGUUGGUAAUCAUUUUUGUCUCUGCUCUAGAAACCAUCCAAAUCCGAUCCUAAAUUGCAGAUAUAUUCGGAUAGACAUCCAAACAAUGGAUUUCUUCAGUGAUCUCGACAGUUUCAGUGAGAGUAGUUGCAGUGAGGAGCAAGAUUACAUUGAAAAUAUAUAUGGUGGGCAGGCCAGUAACAUUCUAUCAAGCCUCGAGGAAACCAUUGGAAAAAUUGAUGAUUUCCUUUCAUUUGAGAGGGGAUACAUACAAGGUGACAUUGUUUGUUCUGCAACUGACCCAUCAGGACAGAUGGGUAGAGUGGUCAACGUUGAUAUGUUUGUGGACUUGGAAAACCUUGACGGUAAAAAAAUAAAAAAUGUGAAUUCCAGAAAAAUUCGAAAGAUCCGUUCUGUUUCUGUGGGGGAUUAUGUUGUGCAUGGGCCGUGGCUUGGAAGAGUGGAUAAAAUAGUCGACAGUGUCACCAUCCUGUUUGAUGACGGUACAAAGUCCGACUUGACCACAAUGGGUCCCGAAAAGCUUGUACCUCUCUCUCCUGACUUGCUUGAAGAUUCACAAUACCCUUAUUACCCAGGACAGAGGGUGCGAGUUGAGCUCCAUACUGUUUCCAAGUCGGCUAGAUGGUUAUGUGGUACGUGGAAGGAAAAGCGAGAUGAAGGAACCAUUUGUGCUGUCGAAGCGGGUUUUUUAUAUGUUGAUUGGCUUGCCUGUGCUCUGCUUGGUUCUGAAAAGGCUCCUGCUCCACCGUGCAUGCAGGAUUCAAAAAACCUGACCUUGUUGUCAUAUUUCUCUCAUGCAAAUUGGCAGCUUGGCGAUUGGUGUAUGCUUCCAACUGCUGAUUGUAAAGGAGUUAUGGAUCAGAUUUUUCUUGGUGCAUCUACUUUUGAUCUCUGUAAAGGACAUAAGCAAGCUGAAAAAGUAUUUCAAGAAAUCUUUGUUAUUGUGAAGACAAAGACCAAUGUUGAUGUUCUGUGGCAGGAUGGAAGCCACUCAACAGGAAUAGAUUCACCUUCUCUGUGUCCUGUAAAUAUUGUUGAUGCCCAUGACUUUUGGGUCGAUCAGUUUGUGCUGGAAAAGGGUACCUGUGAUGAUCCACAUGUUCAUGGUGCCCAAAGAUGGGGUGUUGUGAGAUGCGUCGAUGCAAAAGAACGGACUGCAAGAGUGCAGUGGAAAAGUCUUGCAGUUAAUCAAGUUAAUGAUUUGGUGGGAGAGCAGAUAGAGGAGGAGACUGUGAGUGCUUAUGAACUAGUUGAACACCCCGACUACUCCUAUUGCCCUGGUGAUGUAGUGUUUCAAUGGGAAAAGAACCAGUUAGUUGAUGAGGAGGCUGAUCUUAAAGUUAAGAACUGCGGUGAAGAACAAAAUGUUUUCUUGAACAAUGAUUACUUAUCAUGUAUUGGCAUUGUUAUGGGCUUCAAAGAUGGGAAUGUUGAGGUGAAAUGGGCAAGUGGUCAUAUAACAAAGGUUGCACCUUAUGAAAUCUUUCGAAUGGAUAAAUAUGAAGGUUCAUCACCUAAUCUUGUGCCUCAUGGGGAAAAUGUUGAGCAAUUGACUCAGGAGAUGACUCGGUACGACGAACAACCCUUGCACCCCAAGGAAAAGGUUCUGUUGGACAUUGGUUCCCAUUUCCUUCCUCAAGCUGCAAUUGGGAUUUUCACCAGCAUUGUGGGGAGUCUAUUUGGUUCUGUGGGUUCCACAUCACGGUCAGGUACAUCUGACCUUGCUUUAGAAGAGAGACAUGACUUAGUGUCUAACAGUGAGGAAGAUUUGCCGGAAUCUUGUAACUUGUGCACUGAGGACCCACCAGUGGUAGUAGAUGACGUGAAGACAUUUGGACAGACAAAUUUGGGGCAGAAAGUCAAAGCUACCGAGGAAGAGAAAGCCCCUUCAUUCUCAUCGGGCUGCAAGUACUUGGAAUCAUUUAAACAGUUUGAUAUGGUCACUGAUUGCUUGGACCACCACUUUUUUGACAGUGCCGGCAAAGGAUUACCAUCAUCACAGUUGAAAAGAGGUUGGUUGAAAAAGGUCCAGCAAGAAUGGAGCAUUCUGGAGAACGAUCUUCCUGAAACAAUUUAUGUUCGUGUUUAUGAGGAAAGGAUGGAUUUGUUGCGGGCUGCCAUCAUUGGUGCACCUAGAACUCCAUACCACGAUGGGCUUUUCUUCUUUGACAUUUUCUUUCCUCCCGAGUAUCCUCACGAACCUCCUUUGGUGCACUACAGAUCUGGUGGUCUCCGUGUCAACCCUAACUUGUACGAGUCCGGCAAAGUCUGUCUUAGUCUCCUCAAUACUUGGACAGGCAGUGGAACUGAAGUAUGGAAUCCGGGGAGCUCCACUAUUCUCCAAGUUCUCCUAUCCCUCCAGGCCCUUGUGCUUAAUGAAAAGCCUUUUUUUAAUGAAGCCGGAUAUGAUAAGCAGAUGGGAAGAGCCGAGGGAGAGAAGAACUCAGUGAGCUACAACGAAAAUGCCUUUCUUGUUAGCUGCAAGUCCAUGCUAUACCUUCUACGCAAACCACCCAAGCAUUUUGAGGCAUUCGUGGAAGAACACUUCAGCCAGCGCUCUAAAGAUAUUUUGUUGGCUUGUAAGGCAUAUAUGGAAGGAGUUCCAGUUGGCUGUGCUUUUGGAUACGGAGAAAGUGAGCAAGAAAAUCAACAUGGGAAUUCUACGGGGUUCAAGAUAAUGCUUUCUAAGCUCUACCCUAAGCUUGUGGAAGCAUUUACUGACAAGGGUAUCGAUUGCAGCCAAUAUCUUGAUCCUUGAAUUUGAAUGUGAUCUUGCGGAUGUAAGUACCGUUAUAUAUAUACAUAAUCGAGACAUUCCUGGUAUGUGUAUAAUACAAUGUGUGAUUGGUAAAACGCUUGGUUUGAUGUUUUUCCUUGGUGAAUAUGUUUGAGGAAAGGGUAGCACACGUUCGUGAAUGUUGUGUGUGUUUUAUCUGUAACAUAUGAUGGUUUGUGGAACUCUUCAUAUCGAGAACAAUAAUAAGUUUGGUGUGUUUGAUAUAUA